AUGGCUGAACUAAAGAUAGUUUAUCCAUCACCAAAUUAUUAUCUUGUAGCUGGAGCAGAUAACAAAGUACAAUGGACAUUUGAUCCAACUACUGAUCCAAAAGCAUUUUCUAUGUAUUUAAAUAACCCCAAAAUUCCAGACUUGUCAGAUUUUGCCAUUGCCAACACAGUUAAUACAACACUUGGUGUAACUACUGUUCAAAUUCCGCCUAGUCUAGUUAAUACUGGGUUUGUGAUUAGAUUUACAAAUGUUGCAAAUAUUGCAGAUAUAUAUACAACUUCUGAACAAUUUGAAAUCAAAGCACCUGGAACAACUCCUACUACAUACGUACCACCUGUACCUACAACAUCCGCAGUCGCCACUACUAACUCUGAUACCGCCGCUACUACAUCACCAUCAUCACCGUCAACGAAUGCACCUAAAUCAAAUUCAGAAUCUUUAUUCGACAAUUCAAAUUUUGGACUUUUGAUCAUUACUAUUGCCAGUAUUAUCGGUUGUUUCAAUGUGUUUUUAUAA
This is a messenger RNA of Entrophospora sp. SA101, 516 nucleotides long. Lineage: Eukaryota; Fungi; Glomeromycota; Glomeromycetes; Entrophosporales; Entrophosporaceae. The record is from the annotation of a GenBank genome assembly.